AUGGACUCUUUUGUAUACUCUGAACACGACACGCAGGCGGAGCAACUCGUCGAGUCGUUGAAUUUGCUGCUCGACAAUGUCGAAAUUCCGCUGCAAAUUGACACUCUCUACGACCUAACACCCAGCCUAUUGCUCAUGAUCCUCGAGAAUUGCCUUAAAUCCCGCUUGCCUCUUCCAGACAAGCUUCGCAGACUUCAAACUCCCGAGUCAAAAGUCGAAGUCAUCAAGAUGUUCCUUGGUGUGUUGGGCAACGACGUCUUGCAGGUGGAUCUCUCAAGCAUGGACCCACGACGGGUGAGCGAAGGAGAAUGGGAGGAACUCGUAUAUGUCGGGGAGCUUCUUAUCACCGCGUCAAAGAAUCUGGGACUACUAGGCGAGGACCAGAUCGUCGAUGCCGACUCCCAGGUUUCCUAUAGUCUUGACGACGUUGAUAACUCGACAUAUUCGAAUCUCUCUGCGUUGAAGAUUGAUACUCGCGAUAAUAGCCGUUCAACUCGAUCGCAAGCCUCUCUAACAAGCCCUACCAAGCAUACCCUUGCUAACAGGUCGACUUUGACGCCAAGAAGUCCUAAUCAAACCAUGAAGCCGACCUCUUCUCGUCUUCCGGAACGUCAAUCAACCCCCCCACCCACCCCAUUAGUGGUUUCUCCGCGGGCUGCUAAGCGGAAUCAACUCUCGAACUAUGACUAUAGCGCCCAUGGCAUCGAUGGCGCGUCGGCUUCCUCCUUUGACGAUACGUGCGAUCAAACAAAUGAGACGAUCACGGAUAUAUGGGGCAAUAGUGGGAAUCUGCGCCAAGAACGUGAUUUUGGUAGUCGUAUCGCUAAUAAGAAGCUUAGUUGGAACACAGGAACCUCCCAGAGCCGUCCACCACGUAUCUCGGACGAGUUUCUGCGCCUUAGGUCCGGCUCGUCUCUGGAGCAUUAG
Messenger RNA from Serendipita indica DSM 11827, 927 nucleotides. The record is from the annotation of a GenBank genome assembly. Lineage: Eukaryota; Fungi; Basidiomycota; Agaricomycetes; Sebacinales; Serendipitaceae.